GAAGAUACGUGGGAAACAAUGGAAUCUUCUAUUCUCGGUAUCCCCUACUGGUGUGUGAAGGAGAUUGUCGACAGUGACGCGAGCAAGUCAUCGGACUAUGAAUGUCUGCGCAUGGAAUACCACGCUACACCGACACCACCUGACGAACACCAGCAACCAGGCUCCUUUGGUGCUUUUCACAUCAAAUUGUACUGGGAGCGAAGGAUACUACUGUCACACAAUGAAACUUUGGACAGAGAGUGGUGUAUGGUUUCAAAUUAUGAUGGCUAUCCAGGGAGCGGAGUUUGUUGGUACGGCUUGGAGGAACGAAACUGUACAUCCACCCAACUUUAUAUUGGGAAAUGCUUGAGUGGAGACGAACGGCAAUGGUUCUUCUUUGACGAUUUGGGAAGCGCAUACAGUGGAAGCCAAGAUCAUCGAGAGGUGCUCAUCAAAACGCUCGACCACCACUGCUUGUACAGACGUGCCAGUGCUAUUUAUGUAACUACCGAAUGCGACCCAAACGAUCCCACCCAGCGAUUCUUUGCCCUGAGUGGUAGCUUUACUCCCAGUUCCGAUCCUACAGCACCUAGCAGAUUUGAAAUAGGACAGUAUCUAGGGUACACGCUGGACAAUUGUCUGACGAAUGCUCAUCAUCCCAAAAGUGGUGAGGUGGUGGAAUUCCACGUCUGCGAAGCUGCCAGAGCCCAUGAUGACCAAACAAGUUAUUGGGAGUUGCUGCGGUUUCCUGGCUUUACAGGCUCACUAUCCAAUGUAGCCCGGAGAUCUGGCAACACUGCCGGAAGUGGUGCCAUGCUAAGCAACAACAAAGACAACAAGAAUGAUGUGCCCUGA
Molecule: messenger RNA, 834 nt
Organism: Seminavis robusta
Lineage: Eukaryota; Bacillariophyta; Bacillariophyceae; Naviculales; Naviculaceae
Source: the annotation of a GenBank genome assembly